AUGGAAAAAUCUUAUAAGAAACGACAAACCUACUUUGGGAUCCGCAGGCGCCGGCCUCAAAUUACCAACCGCCAGGCUAGCGUUCUCUUAGCUAAAUCAAAUGCCAAACCAGAAGGUCCAUUUGAUUUCUACAGGAUUUCCCUUCAGUGGCCCGAAUCAUAUUGCAAUCAUAUCGGUGUCGUUUGUCAAUUGCCAAUCUUAUCGUAUUUUACGAUUCAUGGUGUUUGGCCACAGUACAAUCCUGAUAUUCCGGUGCCUGCUUUUAACAAAAGUGGAUGCAAUACCAUCCAACCCACACCCUCAGAUGCUAUCACGGAUAUUGACGCAGCUUGUACGUUAGGUCCGUUCCGUUCUGCCCGUUUUGCGUUAACAGCAUUAUUAGAUUCAGCUUCAAUUCUAUCAGAUAUGACAACAUAUUGGCCAAAUAUCAAAAAGUACACUAAAGCAGUCCAAAACCUCAAGUUCUGGCAAAACGAAUGGCAGAAACAUGGAAUGUGUUUUGCAUACCCAGAUCAACCAAUAUUAUUCUUCCAGACUGCGUUAAACUAUAUAAAGCAUCAUAAUUUCCUAGAAAUCCUUCGCAAGAGUGUGCCUUCUAUUGUUGCACAUAAUGAUAAAGAUUAUGAUCGAAAUGAUAUAGCAAACGCGAUAACAAAUUCGACAGGAGUAUCUCCAGAAAUUCUCUGCAACAGAGAUGCUCAAAAGAGAGACCAAUUACUGGAGAUUCGUAUAUGUUUUUAUCGAAGCAAUACGCUUAUGGAUUGUCCACAGCAGUUUCUUGGGGAACUCGCGGUCAUAACCUUCCCGAGAAAACUUGGACUCCCUGGUUUUCAAGGUUUACAAAUAGUGAAUAUAAAGGUGCGUUUGGUAGAGAGCAUCGUUGACAUAUUGGGAGUUUAA
This is a messenger RNA of Tripterygium wilfordii, 900 nucleotides long. RefSeq names its product ribonuclease 1-like. Bases 1 to 900 code for a protein of 299 amino acids. Gene Ontology annotation, cellular component: extracellular region. The record is from RefSeq and is a predicted model, not a curated record. Gene Ontology annotation, molecular function: RNA binding; ribonuclease T2 activity. Gene Ontology annotation, biological process: RNA catabolic process. The transcript is spliced from 7 exons. NCBI's taxonomy places the organism in Eukaryota, Viridiplantae, Streptophyta, Magnoliopsida, Celastrales, Celastraceae.